UCCAUCACUGUCACGGGACAGUUCGUAAUUUGGUGAAAUAAAGAAAAAAACCCUAAUUACCCUUCGUUCGCCGUCGGCUACUUUUGAUGGCGGACCAAUCGUCGGACACCGUUAACAAACUUUCGUCGGAAAUGGAGACUGUUUCCGUUUCAACAACUCAGGCACCUUCUUCUUCCUCCGCUGGAUUACAGAUGAGUGAAGAGGUUGAGAAGAGAUACAGAAUUGUUAGGAGCAUUGGUGAGGAAUGCAUACAGGAGGAAGAGCUUAAGAAUCUUCUUGCUAAGAAGGCUGCUCCCAUUUGCUAUGAUGGGUUUGAACCAUCUGGAAGGAUGCACAUUGCUCAGGGAGUGAUGAAGGUCAUUAAUGUGAACAAAAUGACUUCAGCGGGUUGCAGAGUGAAAAUUUGGAUUGCUGAUUGGUUUGCUCAGUUGAACAACAAAAUGGGCGGCGACUUGAAGAAAAUCAGAGUGGUUGGAGAAUACUUCCAAGAGAUAUGGAAGGCUGCUGGGAUGGACAAUGACAAAGUUGAGUUUUUGUGGUCGUCUGAGGAAAUUAAUUCCAAGGCCGAUAAGUACUGGCCUCUUGUGAUGGACAUUGCUCGCAAAAACAAGCUCCCUAGAAUCUUAAGGUGUGUGCAGAUCAUGGGACGUAGUGAGACUGAUGAACUGAGUGCUGCUCAGAUCCUUUACCCAUGCAUGCAAUGUGCAGAUAUAUUUUUCCUCGAGGCUGAUAUUUGCCAGCUUGGGAUGGAUCAAAGAAAAGUAAACGUACUUGCGAGAGAAUACUGUGAUGACAUAAAGAGGAAAAACAAACCGAUAAUCUUAUCGCACCAUAUGCUUCCUGGUCUCCAACAAGGGCAAGAAAAAAUGUCCAAAAGUGAUCCAUUAUCUGCCAUCUUUAUGGAAGAUGAGGAGGCUGAAGUUAAUGUGAAGAUCAAGAAAGCUUACUGCCCUCCAAAAAUUGUGCAAGGCAACCCAUGCCUUGAAUACAUCAAAUACAUCAUUCUGCCAUGGUUUGAUGAGUUCACAGUUGAGCGUAAUGAAGAAUAUGGCGGCAACAAGACCUACAAAAGCUUUGAAGAGAUUGCUACUGAAUAUGAAAGCGGUGAGUUGCACCCCGGGGAUCUGAAGAAAGGCCUGAUGAACUCGUUGAACAAGAUUUUGCAACCUGUUCGUGAUCAUUUCAAAACAGACGCACGCGCCAAGAACCUGCUCAAACAGAUCAAGGCUUACAGAGUCACCAGAUAAACAAAUUACAGAGCCAGAAUGCGUCAUUGUUUCAAGUUUCAACAAAGCUUUCUCUCACUUUUUAUGAAACUUACUAGUUACUAUUUACCAAAACACAUUGUAAAACUCCUUGGAUUUGGAGUAAUAUCAAAUGCUACUACUGCUAGUUUACCCAACAAACAUCUUUAUCAAAAGAAAUAUAUUAGUCAAUAAAUAGAUAAUUUACUUUA
This is a messenger RNA of Camelina sativa (false flax), 1456 nucleotides long. Its product is annotated as tyrosine--tRNA ligase 1, cytoplasmic. Gene Ontology annotation, cellular component: cytoplasm. The record is from RefSeq and is a predicted model, not a curated record. Gene Ontology annotation, biological process: tyrosyl-tRNA aminoacylation. Gene Ontology annotation, molecular function: ATP binding; tyrosine-tRNA ligase activity. NCBI's taxonomy places the organism in Eukaryota, Viridiplantae, Streptophyta, Magnoliopsida, Brassicales, Brassicaceae.